AUGGCAUAUCCGUUCGGAGUGUUUGCUUCAGCCACUCCGACGGGGGUUGUGGUUGUUGUUCGACUAUCGGCGACGUUCGAUGAAGAGGAGCCAGCUGAACGAGUCGAGCGCACCUCAUUCAUGACAGGGCUUUGUAGGCUUGACAGAGAUGUGCUCGAGCUAGGACCAUCUGAUGCGGACGUUAAUGCACUGUCCGUCAUACGAAAUGCACCACUCAUACGAUUCACUACGGUGACGGCCGAUAUGGCUGCCUUUCAAAUAGCACAUUUAUCAGUCUUUUUCUCGUCCACAUUCACUCUGAUCAAACGUCAGCAUUCACCCCGUACAUUAUUUACAUAA
Anisakis simplex (herring worm) is the source of this 339-nucleotide messenger RNA. The record is from the annotation of a GenBank genome assembly. Lineage: Eukaryota; Metazoa; Nematoda; Chromadorea; Rhabditida; Anisakidae.